Molecule: messenger RNA, 1952 nt
Organism: Portunus trituberculatus (swimming crab)
Lineage: Eukaryota; Metazoa; Arthropoda; Malacostraca; Decapoda; Portunidae
Source: RefSeq, a predicted model, not a curated record
CCAGUAUCUGCCAAACGCCCACCACUUCCUCGCUCGCUGUUGGUGGUGCGUGUCUGGGUGUCUAGGUGGGCUGGUGUGUGUAGUACGUGUCUUAUUCGGGUUCCGGCUGGCUGUGGUGUUGACUGGGUACAGGGAAGUUUGGACCUGUUCGCUGGAAAAUGGCCACAGGAGCGAGGGCACGGGAGGAGAGACAGCAGAAGUGGGAGGAGGAGGAGGAAGUGCGUGGGUAUCUGAGGGAGGUGGCCCGCGCCUCGCCAACCCCCCGGGCCAGCCUCGACCAGGUGACACACUCCAGUUCCAAGUUCUUCGCUAAGUUUGCCGUCAGCUCCACCAGACUCAAGACUCACCUCCAGAAUGGCAAAAACCCGCGAGAUCUGGAGGCGCACAUCAACUCUGCCUACCCCGUGCUGCACCACCGCUGCCUGCCGCUGCUCGCCGCCUUUCUCCACUUCAAGACCAAGCACGGCACACGUGUCGAGAAGGCUGUGUAUGAGGGGAUGAGCCUGCUGGGACUGGUGGACCGUCUGCUGCUGAAGCGACCCGUGACCUUCCUUGGGCGGGAUGACCAGUACCUGCUGCGGGACGGCACGCGCGGCGGGGACUUCGAGAAGAUCGGUAAAGACUACGAGGCGCCGCCGCUCUGCCUGAGGGACUACCUCAGCUACGAUGAGAUGAAGCUCUCCGCGCUCCUCUCUGUCUCCUCGGCUUCCUUCUUCGUCAAUGACGGCAGCCGCAAAAACCAGGGCGUCCCCGGGGCGCGGGGCAGCUUCCAGGACUCCGGGGUCAUCGUGGGCAUGGUGGGCGCCAGGCUGAAGAAGGCGGGGUACAUGGAGUGGCAGGACUGUGUGGUGACGCCCAAGCAGAACACUCGCCAAGCUGGCUACGGGGCCUCGCGGGACGGCCAACACCUGCAGCAGCUGUGGGCCAGGCUGUGGGGCGUGACGCUGCCCGUGUGGGAAGGCGAGGGUCCGGCGGUGGAGAACGACUUCCUGCUCGUCAACAAGACCACUCGUCUCAACGUGGCGGCAUACAAGGCCAGGAUGCAGCUGACGGCGGAGACGCUGCUGGCUGAGGCCAAGAGCCGUGCCGUGGCGGCGGGCCUCAAGGCGUACGUGCACGUAGUCGGGCUCGGCCUGGGGGUGUGGCGCGCCUCCCCGCGCCAGGACGCCCUCUUCGUGGAGGCCUGGGGUGAUGCCAUCAAGGCCACGGACGUCACACACGUGGCACACAUUGACUUCAGCUGGAUCGGCGCCGCGGAGUGCCACGGCGUGUGGGACGGCCAGGUGUUCCCCGGCACGCAGGUGGUGGUGCACUUCACCAAGAGGUCCCUGCACGACCCUGUCCCUGCCGGCACGCUGCUGGUGGUGAGCUACGCCUGGGACGGCAACUCCAUGCCGGGCAACGAGUACUGGAUCGGCAAGCUGGCCAGCACGGGGGACGGGGCGGCCGCCUGCUCCUCGGGCGUGGCAGAGCUGCACAAUGCCUACAUCAACCCCAACGUGCGGGCCGCCAACUUGCACGUGGCGGGGCCCUGGGGCGUCAUGCACGUGGCCGAGUACGCCUCCCGUGUGUUAAGGUAAUGCGACACUCCCUGAGACCCCUCACGGCGCGGCGCGGGGCUGCAGUGCUGCACCGGUGCACCGCGUGGCCUUGAACUCGUCCACUGUGGCACGGAAGCUUUCCCGCGACUCCUGGCUUCCGGCGUGUCCUGGUGCGAGGCACGUGUGGGUGUGGGGACUCGGAGGCCUGUGGGUGUCAGCGUGGCAGUCCUCACAAGGGCACCGCCACCUACAUUUUAUUUACAUGGAUAUUGUGUUUUUUGCACUGGUUCCCAAAGAUUCCUAUUACAUGAUCUCUCUAUUGCUAGCGUUAAUUUGUGCUUUUGUUCAUGCGGUACCGUUACCAAUGUGUUGGAAAACCCUUUAAAUGUUGUAAUAAACUUUGACAUCUUC